Eleginops maclovinus (Patagonian blennie) is the source of this 2753-nucleotide messenger RNA. Its product is annotated as serine/threonine-protein kinase pim-3-like. Lineage: Eukaryota; Metazoa; Chordata; Actinopteri; Perciformes; Eleginopidae. The record is from RefSeq and is a predicted model, not a curated record. Gene Ontology annotation, cellular component: cytoplasm. Gene Ontology annotation, biological process: protein autophosphorylation; negative regulation of apoptotic process; regulation of mitotic cell cycle. Gene Ontology annotation, molecular function: protein serine/threonine kinase activity; ATP binding. The coding region runs from base 315 to 1274 and encodes 319 amino acids. The transcript has 6 exons.
CGCGAACCGAAACGUCGUUGCGUCUGUUUCUCCAAGUGUUAGUUUUGGAUAUGAAGCGAUGUUGAAUUAAAGUUCAGCGUGGGUCAGGCGGAGGGAUCUGUCUGAUAUUUUUGUAAACAUUGGCAGCAGCAUGAGGCAGAGUGGCGCGCUUCUCUGGAUGCCUGGAUUUACCGACUUUUUGCACCAGAAUAUACAUGUUAUUUCCCCGCAUGAACGUCUUGUUUUCCCUGUAAGAAGAACAAAGGACUCUGCCGUUAUCUGGGAUUGAAUACGUGAAUAUUUUCCGCGUGUAUUUUUCCAUUUUUGGGGGCAGCAUGCUGCUCUCUAAACUGGGCUCCUUCUCUCACAUCGCGGCCAGCAUGGACAUGCCGGCGAAGCUGCAGCAAGCUAAAGCGGAGAAGCAGCCGUUUGAGAAGGUGUACCGGCUGGGCUCGGUGCUCGGCAGCGGGGGAUUCGGCACCGUGUACUCGGCUGUCCGCCUCGCCGAUGGGCUGCCGGUGGCUGUGAAGCAUGUGUGCAGGGAGAGGGUGACAGAGUGGGGCUCUCUGAGCGGCGCCGUGGUUCCUCUGGAGAUCGUGCUGCUGAAGAAGGUGGGCGGAGCGUUUGGCGGCGUGGUGCGGCUGCUUGACUGGUGGGAGUGUGCGGACGGCUGGAUGAUGGUGAUGGAGAGUCCGGAGGCGGGGCAGGACCUGUUCGAUUACAUCACGAAGCGCGGCGCGUUAGACGAGGUGGCGGCGCGCGGCUUCUUCCUGCAGGUGCUGGAGGCCGUGCGGCACUGCUACACCUGCGGAGUCGUCCACCGAGACAUCAAGGACGAGAACCUGCUGGUGGACCUGAGGACCGGACAGAUCAAACUCAUCGACUUCGGCUCUGGAGCCCUGCUCAAAGACAGCGCCUACACAGAGUUCGAUGGUACGCGGGUGUACAGUCCUCCCGAGUGGAUCCGGUUCCGUCGGUACCACGGUCGCUCGGCCACCGUCUGGUCGCUGGGCGUCCUGCUGUACGACAUGGUGUGCGGGGACAUCCCCUUCGAACAGGACGAGGAGAUCCUUGGAGGACGGGUCUACUUCAGACACAAGAUCUCCUCAGAGUGCCAGCAGCUGAUUUGCUGGUGUCUGAACCAGCAGCCGUCGGACCGGCCUACCCUGGAGCAGAUCUUCCUCCACCCCUGGGUGACGAGCAGCGAGGUGCAGCACACGGACAGCAUCACGCUACACGCCAUCACAGCAGACUCCUCCCCCUCGUCGUCCUCAUCCUGCCAGCAGAGCCUCUGAUUGGUCAACACGGGGCGGGGCAUAGAUAUUUGAUGCCUUGCAGGAAGCUGCGUCCCAGCGGCUUCAGUUCCCUCCGUGUUGAGCAGCCGCUGGGAGGAAGUGUUGUUCUGCGUGUGGUGGGUCACUCCACAGCGCCCCCUGCUGUUCACAGACUAUAGAGCAGCUCUUAUAGAGCCUCAACGCCUGCCGGGUGUUUCUGUUUCAGAGUGCCUUACGUGAUAAAGUGAGAAAGUGCAGCCACUGUAACGACCUGCAGAUCAGGAGACAGGUGGAGCUCUGCAGAGGUUCCUUUAGUUCUGUAAAUACAGGUAUAAUAACUCAAGGCACAGGAGAACCCAAAACGUCAGGCACAUUAACCCCCCAAAAAAGAUUGAUUCAACAGAUAAAUUAACCACAUGUUUAUUGGUUCUUAUAGAUGCUAUCCGGUGGAUUUGUCUACCUUUUGGACAAAGCAGCAUGGAGGUAUAAAUAGAACUGGAAACAGGAACAGUGCUGGGUCAGUUUAUCACCGCCUCAUGCACCACUGGACUGAACAGGGCCCCGCCUCCAAUGCUGUAUCUAGUUGUCUUUAUACCUCCUCGUCUUUGUGCUAAGCUAGGCUAACGGAAGAGUUUUAAGGAUGACAAAAAUCUACGUUAAUUCAAAGAUGGUUUUCAUGUCGUCUGAGGAACCGGCCUCCACCUCCAGAAACACCUCCAAGACAGGUGAAGCUCUCCGUCCUGCUGACAUGAUGGGAUACUAGACACACACACACACACACACACACACACACAUACACACACACACACACACACACACACACACACACACACACACACACACACACACACACACACACUUCUGAGAAGCUGUGUAUCAAGUUAUGAUACCAAAACAUGACUUUUUGAUACCUGUUGAGUACAUUUUCUUUCUUCUAACAAACGUAUCACAUCCUUUGUUGUUUACUUUUGUCUGGAAAACAUUUAAAGACUGUUCCUCAUUUAAAUACAGACUGAAACGAACAGAAUUAGGUUAUAAAAUCAGGAAAUAUCUGAUAAAAGUCUCACGGUUCGUUCGACUACCGGGGAAACGUUUAUUUUUCUACAGUUGAUGUUCUUCGUUGGGUUGUUGGUUGUCUUUGUUUAGAGCUGCUUAUUGUUUGAUAUGUUGGAAGCAUGUCCUCUGUUUGCUCUGAAAACACGAAACAGUCCCUCAGAAAUGCAAAGUCAAUGCAAAUGUUCGUGUUUGUAUAUUCUGUAUGUAUUUCACUUUUAAAUAUUUGUUGUACAUUUGUGUUAUAUGUGUUAGGUAAGAGACAUUCCUUAUCCUUUUGGUUAUUUAUUCAAGGUGUUUUACAUUUGUCUUUUAAAAAUCUCUUCCUGGAAAUAAGAAUAAAUUCAGGAUUAAGUUUUUAAGAAGUAACUCAUUCUCAUUUCAUUUGUUUUCAUGUUUUGAAAAAUACAAUUCUGACAGGAAAUAUUUUUUCAUGGAUUUUUCAAA